AGUGAACAGAUGACAGUACUGUUGCGUAUAAGGUUAUAAAGGGUUUGGUAAUUUUUCACAAUUAUAGAUAUAUUUGAAUAUACUUAAAUAAUGGGCAAUGCUCCGUCGACUAGAGACGAAAAGUUGACUUAUGAUCUUACUUCCAAAGAGGUGAGUGAUAACAGUUGAGCUGCGCUAAAAAUAAGGGCGAUUAUUGAACAACUGAGCGACAAUAGGCUAUUUUUUCGAAAGAGAAACAGAAAACAGCUUCAUUUUGUUAGCAGAGUGCGUAUUUUCCAAGAUAAAUUGUAAUUUUUUUUAGGUGAGAGAUGCAGAAGAAAAAGAAAAAGAUAGUUAUAAGACUUUGGCCUGUAUACUCUCGUCAUCGGAGCUUCGGGAAGCAGCCGCAAGUUUAGAUGAGGAUCUGACGAUGGACCGGAAAAAUGUUUUAAUGGCUCAUCAAAAUUCGUUGAAUCGACGCCUCUCUGAAGUAGCUGCUCACAGUGAAAUGACCAUUCCAAUCAGCAAUUUGGUUGAUAUCGUUCAAAGAGACUGUUCAAAUCAGGCCGAAGCAUACGCAGUUUUGUCUUGUUUGGACACCGAAGGAGAUGGGAUAGCAGAUGUCGAAACUGCUAAGGAUAUUGUUAAAAAUCUUGAUUCUACUGCACAAGAUACAGCGUUGGCCAACAGUGUACGAACUCUCCAAUCCUGCAUACAUGUACCGGGCUUCGUUGAUAUUUAUACUGGAGAGGAAGAUAGAAGGAAUGCCCUCGUUCAUAGCCAAAAAUUAGUUACUUACUUGUUAAAACAUCGAGCUUGUUCAUCUAGUUUUCCACUUUUGCCACUAAGAGCUUUUUCAUCAACACAUUCCAUGAGGAAAGCUGUUAUUAAAGCUUAUAGUAAAGAUUUGACAAAGCCUAAACUUUCAUCUUCAGAAUUCUCAAUGUUUACUGAUAAACCAUUUCAACGUAUUAUAGUAUCGUCAAACGAGAAGGACGCUCAUUUUCUGCUGGACAAUAAUAAUGGUACAUAUUGGCAAUCAGAAGGGGUAACAGGAACUCAUUUUAUUCGAUUGAUAAUGUUGCCGCAAGUGAAUUUGUCCAAGUUAUUUUUGAACGUCUCUACUUACGAUAGUACUUACAUGCCCAAUUUGGUUGUUGUUAGUGCCGGGCCAGGACCUGAAUCUUUAAAAGAAAUAUCACGAUCUAAUAUACCAUCAAACUUUAAAGGUGACUUUCUACUCUUAGACUAUUCUGAAGGAUAUUUUCCAAUUGUACAAAUCAAUAUUAGGCGAACUCAGUCUGAUGGUAAUAACACUAGAGUUCGAGGAAUUAGAGUCGAAGGAAUUCAGUACAAAAAGGACUCUUCAACCCCAACAGCAUUCGAGGCUUCUCAAAUUCUUCUUGCAGAGUUCCUCUUUACAACUGCUAAACUUAUGUCUGAUCUUGUACCAAAUGCUUUAGAAACUUAUGUUGGUCAUUGUACAGCAGCAUUGUCCAACAUGCCUCCAUUAUCUUUAUCAGGAUCAUACUCAUCUAGUUCCCAUGUUUUCGAUAAAAUUCAUCAGCAAGUAUCUGAAAUAGCAAAGAAAAAUCGACAAGUGGCCCUCCUACUCUUUUCAUACAAUUUAGCAAGAGGUCAUUUGGCAGGAAUAUUUCAAUCCUUAAUUUAUCUCUCAAAUCUGAGUUCAUCUGGAGAUAAUAAUGACAGUCAACUACCUCAUCUCGUGAAGUCAAUGAGAGCAGUUCUUAGAGACGAAUUAAGACAACAAUCAGAUUGGCUUGAUGUUCAAUUAAUAGAGACGGAUGGGGUAGAGACAUCCAGCUCUGAUUAUCUCUUCUCGUCUAAUUGGACUUCUCAAACGAUAUCUUAUACAAGUCAACCCAGUAACAACUGUGUAACAUUUGUUUUGAAGGCAACUGCUAAAACUGAUGAAAAUAUUCUGCUGACAAAAUUUCGUAUUCGGUUCGCCAAAGGUGGUAGAGCAUCUAAGCGAGUAUUGAUAUACUUAAAAAACGGCGAUGAUUCAGCCAGUCUUUCAAAUCUCGAUUCUAUGAGUAUAGAGGAAAUUGAUCAACUUAUUGAAAAUCAGCAACUAGCUCCUAAGCCUGAUUUGUAUUUAAAAGUCUUGAAUGAAUGGGAUGAAGUUGAAUACGUCUUAACUGAUUGCCCCCAAGGCGAUUCAGUAGUUAUUAAACUUUUUGGAUUAAAAGAUCCAGAAAAAGAGAGUAUUGGUAUAAUAUCUAUGCACUUGUUUGGUUUACUUAUGAAGAAACCGAGAUUAUCACCCAUAUUAGAUAAAUAUUCAAAUAAUUGUUCUAAUAUAGCCCAAAUAACAGAAUCUCUUCUAAUUUUCGUUUUCUGCCUUGUUCAAAAACGGAAAUGUAGAAAACUGUCAGCCAGGGAUUUAACAGUGACAAACGUCUAUGAUUUCUACAGCCUUAUCCCAAUUGAUCAACAAUUAUUGCUUCUUGAGAUAUUCUAUCUUUUCCUAUCCGAAUUAGAAGGUUCCAAAGACGAUGAAGGAGCAAAGAAACUUUGUCAACACUUAUUUUCAAUUGUCAAUAAUGAAGAUGAGGACCGAUCUAAAAAUCCUAAAUUCCUUUCUCUUUCCGAAAUGAUUUUAGUUGAAGGAGCUAACGUCUUUUUCCCAGAUACGAGCACGCGUACAAAACAAUUAGUUGAUAUGCUUAACGCUGCUAUAGAGCAACACGAAACUAGUCAAGUAAAAAAUUCUGUUGGUUUGAGCUUUCGUUCGCUGUGCUCCUAUUUUAUAAGAAAUGAGCCAUGGAUACUUUUACAGGACGAGGACGAAUCGGACAAUUCUGUUCUAUAUACUCUUUUUCAAGUAGCGGGAAGAGAUGUUGAAAAUGUGCUCAAUGGAAAGCAAGCAUCGCCUCAUUCCGAUGGAGUUAUAUCACUUUUGUCGACAUUAUUGGCUUACAUUAUUUUUAGUAAGCAUAAACAAUAUAAAAAAUACGUGCUCCUUAUAUCCGAAUUGGUUGGAAAAACGUUAAAGAGGCUUCAAGAAUUCGAUUUAGAAACGUUUGAAGACCUUAUUCAGCGCCUAGAUGGUUUAAUAAUAUCAGUUACCUUUAGGCAAUUUAUUUAUUGCCUCUUGGAAGCUACAACUAAGUUUAUUAACAAUGCCGAACGCAGGUGGCUUUUGGAAACGCUCCAACCAAAUUUAUUUCUAUUAUUUAAUAUAUACGAAAAGUUUGGCCCACAUCUUACUAGUAAAAUUAAACGUGAAGAGAAGGAAACUAUCUUAAAAACGUGGCGUGUUGAGUCAGAGCACGAAUAUAGAGCAAACGAACGUAUUCGUAAAACAUUCUUCUGCCCAAAUACUAUGCUAUUUACUGUUGAAUUUGAUCCGCAAUGUGAAACGGAAGCGAGAUAUGACUUUUUAGAAUUUUUCACAUACGAAAAUUCAUUACAUGGUGGUCAUAAAAUUAAAUGCCAUGGUAAAGUUGGUUCAGAAAACUGGCAUAAUUUCAUUACAUUUUACAACUCUGAAAGACUCUACUUUACGUUCAAUUCGGAUGGAUCUCAAGAGCUAUGGGGUUACAAAUUUAAGGUAACUGCUCGAGGUAUACCAGAGCCCGAGCCGUCAUGGCCAAUUGAUAGUUGUUUAGCUUAUGCCAAAUUAUGUGGAACUUUAUGUAGUCAGCUUAUAUCAGAUGUGACUACUUAUAAUUAUAUUGGAUGUGAAGAUGCUAUUGUCGGAGAUAUGCUAAAGAGUGAUUUAUGGAGUGGACUCCUUAGAGCUGGAUUUAUCAAUAAAGAUAGCGACGAGACUUUAACUUCCACUUCGCGAUCUUCUUAUAACCAUUCCGUAUGUGUCGAUGACGCUGAUAUACUACUCUUUAAAAGUUUCAUCGAAUCAGAUCGGCCCAAUGAAUUAGUUGAAAAGUGUAAAGAAUCGAACAAAACGCAGAAUAUUGGAACGGAAGAAAUUGAGAUGGCUGUUAGAUGGACAUUUUAUGCUAUAUUAUAUCAUUCGUAUGAGUUAAGAGGGGAUAUAAGAAAGUUUCUUGAAACUGGUAGGGUAAAUGAGCCUUUGUUAAGUAUUUAUGCUGCUGCCAAUGGCCUACGUAUACACUUGAUUGAAGAAAGACAAAGAAGACGAAGUAAUGUCGAGCCAGAAGAAUCAAAGAAAACUUCCAAUUCGGACGUUGAAAAAGAUGAGGAAGAGUAUGCUACCCAAUGCUUGGAAAAGGCCAAAUUUUUGUUGGAAAUAGCUGCUUUAAAAAAGACUACUCCUUCCACUGGUGGUCAAUUAAAACGUCCAAAUAUACAUAGGGUUCAUCGAUUAAAUUCAACAGGUAGUUUAGCCACUCGCCGUCACAUGAGAGUUGACGCCUCGGCUCUUGACAAAUAUCCAGCAUGUAAAGCAGUCUUGGAAUUUGUAAGAAAUCCAAAUUGGAGUAUUCAGAUAGUCAAGAAAUUAAUUAAGGAUAGAGAAAGACUUUCACGCGAAUUAGCGUUUGUUUACGACUUUGUAAGUGAGUCGAUAAUGAUUAUGAAAUUCUCGGAGCUACCAUCUUUAGCGUUUCUUACAACAUUCUCCCAAACGCAAUCUGAUUGGAAUGAUCACUAUGCUAGCGGUUUAGAUGGUUGCGGUCUUGAAAGUGAAUCCAACGUUAAACGCGCCUAUUAUAAUUUGAUAAAAAGAGCUGUUAAAUAUGUAGCUUCUAGAGAUAGAAGUAGGAUGGAAGGAGACGACAUCGGCUUACAGAAAUUAGAUCAUUUUACUGCAAUUACUCUUCAUUUAUUAGAUGUACAAUGGAGAUCUAACGAUAUGCAAGUCUUGGUAGAAAUGGAUCUACCUAAUUUCUAUGCCAACUUGGCGAAGAGAAGUGUCUCUUUAAUGAAAUUAGAAACUGACUAUGAUGGUGAAAAAUCGAAAAUAGUUGACUACGAGAAACAUAUAAAAUGGUAUAAAGAAGUUGAAUUGACAAAUAAAUUUCACGAAUGGUAUGAGGAACACGAAUUAAAAAAGACAAGAGAAUUGCAAAUGUUCGUUGCUCGUUUUUGCGAUAUUCUCGAAGUGGAUAUCUCUUGUGAUGGUUGUAAUAUGACUAUACCCGGAAAGCGCUAUCGUUGUUUAGAUUGUGCAGAUAUGGAUUUAUGCGCUACAUGCUUUUCUGGCGGAGUGCAACCAAGCUCUGAUACUAAUCAUAAACCUGGGGAGCAUCGAAUGGUACCGCUAUCCUAUAAAUGCGACGAGUGUCGGGCAUUUAUUGUUGGCAUACGAGUUCAUUGUAAUGAAUGCGACGAUUUCGAUUUAUGUGACGGUUGCUUUGCAAAUAACCUAUAUCCAGCCGGACAUGACGCAGCACAUGAUGUAACAAAGCAUCCUUUGGUUAUACUUCGUCAACCAGAUUCUCCUAUUUGGUCAUUGGCAAGUUAUAUUCAUCAGCAUGCUUGGUUAAGUUUGUCAAGUCUUUCUUUAACUGCCUCCCAUUACUCGUCAAUGAAUAAUGAAUCUGCUUCAACGAUCUAUGCACAAUGUAUAGCUUUAACUCAAAAAACUUUGUCAGCAUUGGAGCCAGGUAGAGAUUUAGAUGAAGAAGCCGAUGUUCCUCUAGAAGUCAGACAAGAAUAUGCAUUAGGAGCACACGCAAAUGAACGUUUGAUGGGCUUGUUAUGUGCCAUGCUUCAGCCAGCGUCUGCUCAGCCGAACGAAUUAAUAACAAAGAAUGUUCUCACUCUACUUAUCAAACUUGUUCAUAUUGUUGACGUUCUUGUGGUUGAUGGUAGUCCGAAUUAUCUAGCUCUUGCAUUACUUGUUCGUCUUCUUAGGCAAACGCCUCCAAUAUUAGCUGAUGAAGCGACAAUUGCUGCAACGAAUACGAGCGUUCGCGAAAAUGUUUAUCCAGGAAUAGCUACUAUUCAAGUUUUUUUUGAUUUUGGUGUUGAAAGAUUAAAAUCUGCUGAUUUAGAAUGGACUCAGGCAGUUGUGAUAGCAUUACAAAGAAUUGCUAAAAUGACAUUUUGGAGGGAUGUUGUUGGUGAUGCUGCUCAUCAUUUAAUGACUAGUGUAGAUUCUGAGGCUAAUGUUGAUAAAAUAGUGUUUGCCCUUUUAGUUCUGGGAGGUUUUCCACUUUUACCGUCAAUCGGUGUUGCAACAAAUUUCGGUGAUGGGAGAAGGGGUAUUGUUCUAAAAUAUUUUCCAGAGAAAAAGAUAUCUCUUGUGGUCGAUCUGCUAAGUAGACGAAGAGUGAAAGUUGAAGACGACAAAUUAAAAAUAGCCGAUACUCAGCCGUAUGCUGAUGUUGGGCAUUUAAAAUUUUGUUGCGACCUGGUAUUGAAAGUAAAGAAUUACGACAAGCCGAGUCACGACACAAUCUUUAAAGCCGCUUUAGCCCUUAGAACUUUAAACAAUGCUGCUAUAAACUCAGAUUUACAGAUGAGUAGUGAAAACUUAUUGAAGACACUGGUUUUCCUAGCCUCAACUAGAACUAAAUUAUGCAGCAAUUGGCUUCCGCAGCAUCUUGACAUUGUUGCCCUUAACGUUUAUGCUUUAAAAAAGAAAGGCUGCCUGCAGGUUGUUGACGAACCUAAAUCUUCAAAGACAACAAGUAAAGAGGCUGUUCCUGAAAAACAAGCAGUCACUAGUUUUAUAGAGGGUUUACCCGAAGAGGCAAAGAAAUUGAUAAAAAAGAUUAGACCAACACUUGACGUUGACUGGCUAAGGGAAGUGCGCAGUGCUUUGACUGAUCCUCAGUUGUUUCUCGAUAUGCUUCGGGAGACGGUUGAAGCUCAAAAAGAUCAUGCCAGGUCUCCAUGUUCGUCUGAAUCUUCCUCCAGUUCAUCUCGCUAUCGCUCUUAUUCAUCUGAUUCGUCAGAUGACAGUUUUUGCGAUCUUAUGGUCACAUCAUGUAAAAUCGAAAAUAACGACGCCGACGAUGAUGACGACGACGACGACGACGAUGACGACGACGAUGAUGAUGACGAUGACGACGACGAUGACGACGACGAUAAUGAUUAUGACGAUGAAGAUGUAGCAUAUGAAAGAAAAGCUUUUAUCAUAUCCAGCGAUGGAAUUUUGGCAUCAAAUAAUACGCCAAAAGGUGAAACUGUUGUAGACGAUUCACAAUCGGUCAUAGCAAAGGAUGAUACUGCUGAUGAUGACAGAGACGAAGUUCUUGUAACUCCUGCCGAUAAAAAUAGCGAAAGUGAUGCUACUAAGUACCGAAAAUCUUAUAAAGCUAUGCAAAAGAAGCUAAAUCAAUUGAAAAAGAAUCAGACGGAUGUUGGCGAAAUAUGUCGGGCUAUGUGUGUACUUCACGCUCGGCGUCUACUUUGUACCUUAUUAACAGAUUGGCAAGGGGCGUCGAUACCUGCUUCCAUUUUGGGUUGUGGAAAGCCUGAGAGGGUACCAUCUGUACUCGACGUCUUAAACACAAAUGAGAGAACCUUUCAACAGGUGGUUGAAAGUGUCCUAUCUCACGUUGAUUCAAGUGUAUUAGGGACAUUAUCAAGAGCGGCCUGCAAUCUGGUCCGAUCAAGUAUUUUUAAAGUGAGAGAAAGUCGCCAUAACUAUAAUAGAGUUACUGAAGAUGUUCAAGAAGUUAAAAUAGUGGGCGUUCAUGCUCUAAAUAUAUCAUUCGACAAGGAAUCCUGUCUUGAGAGCGGAGAUACUCUUAUUUUGUCAACUUCCAGAGAUCUUACAGAAAAUAGAAAAGAAAUAACGACCGAUUGGAGUUCAAGGAUACAAUUCACAAAUGACACAUUCUACUAUAGGUUAGAAUGUACAAGUGUUUCAAGCAACACGAUAGCAACAAAAUGGGGCUAUAAAAUGAAUAUAACAGCGGAGAAACCAACUAAUUUCGAUACAGGUUUCAAAUUAUUAACCCAAUUACUAAAUGCUCAUGCUCAGUAUUUACCCUUGAAUGAAUUGUGGGUAAUUCUUGUGCGGGAAACCUGUAAACAAACAGGUAGAGAGAGAAGGAAGAUUAUUCAACUUUUGUUAGCUUUACUUAAUUCUGCCAAAGUUAUUGAGAAGAAAGUUGAUAUACUUAUUUUAGCGCCUAUUUGGCGCGCAUACUGCAAGAUAAAAACAAAGGAUGAAACGAAACCAGCCUCACCUCUGUGCAGAGCUCUAACAGAAUUUUUUACAAUUGUCGAAGAAACUGCCAUUUUUUGGAAACUCCAGGCUUCCUACAGAGCUUCUCUUGGAGAUACCGAUCAGAUUGUAGCUCUAUUCAAGCAGGGUAUCCUACUAGUAAAAGCUAUAAAAAAACAAAUUGAGGCCUAAAUAGUCAAUUUUAACAUUACAGACAAAAAAUGCAUGAUCAAAAAAAAUUUGCUUAUUGAACUAAUUUGAAAAAGACUGAAAUUUUAGUUGAAUUUUUCCUAUUACUUUUGAAUCAUCUCUGCUGUGCUUAGC
Dimorphilus gyrociliatus is the source of this 8374-nucleotide messenger RNA. The record is from the annotation of a GenBank genome assembly. Lineage: Eukaryota; Metazoa; Annelida; Polychaeta; Dinophilidae.